UCUUGAAUAAAAUCCCGUACCGAUCACUAGAAAACUGCAGUCUGUGGUUGACAACUGAUCCGGGCGGUUCUGCCGACGUUCUUUCUGUGGUAAACAAACACCGUUUCAAGUGCAAUCUUAUCGUAAUCUCAAACAUUUCGGUAAACAGCGCAAAAAUGGUUUCAGCACGUGCGUUGCAUUAUGUGUUCAAAAUCGGCAAUCGCGCUAAGAACAUCCACUUCUUCCGCGAAAUCUUGGGAAUGAAGGUGCUGCGUCACGAAGAAUUUACGCAAGGUUGCGAUGCGGCAUGUAAUGGUCCGUACGACAACCGGUGGAGCAAAACGAUGAUCGGAUAUGGACCGGAAUCGUCUCAUUUCGUAAUCGAGUUGACGUACAACUAUGGAGUGAAGGAGUACGCACUGGGAAACGAUUUUGUCGGCAUGACGAUCAAAUCAACGGACAUCAUCGAUCGUGCCGCGAAGCACGGAUACCCGGUGGAAAAGGUGACGGAUGGAAGCCACCAGGCAGUUCUCGUUUCGCCGGACGGGUACCGUGUGUUUGUCGUGGCGGAAACCCCAGCUGCUGGUACCGAUCCGGUGCAGCGUGUCGCUCUACACGUCACCGACAUCGUGAAAUCACGGCAAUACUGGGCAGAUACGCUCGCCAUGCCCCUAUUGGAUGCUGGAUCGACUAGCGACAAGCAGCUGGAUCUUUCGUUUAACAACGGAAAGUUCGCGCUGGAACUGUCGCAGCUCGAGCAGGGUAAGGCACUCGAUCGAGCCAAAGCGUAUGGACGAAUUGCGUUCGCGGUGCCGUAUGAUGAACAACCCAAAAUCGAUCAGAUGGUUCAGGCCGCUAACGGAACUAUCUUGACGCCACUCAUUUCCCUCGACACACCCGGAAAGGCAACGGUACGUGUGAUCAUUUUGGCCGAUCCGGACGGCCACGAGAUUUGCUUCGUCGAUGAGGAAGGCUUCUCUGCCCUUUCGGCACUGGAUCCGGAAAGUAACGAAGCGUUGGACAAGUACAUCGCUAAAGAUCCGUUCCAAGAGAAGUGAAAAUGUAUGAAAAAAAAGAAAACAUCACAUUCCGGCGGCCAGCUAGGGCCACUGCGAAUCAAGUAUAACUGACUUAAACGGUAGGCAUAGUGAAAAAACAAA
Messenger RNA from Anopheles coustani, 1139 nucleotides. RefSeq names its product glyoxalase domain-containing protein 4. Bases 156 to 1037 code for a protein of 293 amino acids. The record is from RefSeq and is a predicted model, not a curated record. The transcript is spliced from 3 exons. Lineage: Eukaryota; Metazoa; Arthropoda; Insecta; Diptera; Culicidae.